AGAAUGGUAACGCCGACUCUGUGAAGCAUUUUUCAUCAGACCUAAAAAAAAAACAAAUAUCUAAGCAAAAAAAAAAGAAAAAGAAAGGGAAUAAUCUUUGAUAUGAGCUUCUCUUACAAUCCUAUAAACUAGCAAAUCCUCUUGUGUUAGAUUUUCAACCACGGAGAAGGUUCUUGUAAUGGAGAGUACAGAUUCUUCCGGUGGUCCUCCGCCGCCGCAGCCUAACCUUCCUCCAGGAUUCCGUUUUCAUCCAACCGAUGAAGAGCUCGUCGUUCACUACCUUAAACGCAAAGCCGCCUCCGCUCCUUUACCUGUCUCCAUCAUCGCUGACGUCGAUCUCUACAAGUUCGAUCCAUGGGAACUUCCUGCUAAGGCAUCGUUUGGAGAACAGGAAUGGUACUUCUUCAGUCCUAGGGAUCGGAAGUAUCCGAACGGAGCGAGGCCAAACAGAGCAGCAACGUCUGGUUACUGGAAAGCUACGGGUACUGAUAAACCGGUGCUUGCCUCAGACGGGAACCAAAAGGUCGGCGUGAAGAAGGCACUCGUCUUCUACAGUGGCAAACCUCCAAAAGGCGUUAAAAGCGACUGGAUCAUGCAUGAGUACCGUCUCAUCGACAACAAACCAAACAAUAGACCACCAGGAUGUGAUUACGGCAACAAGAAAAACUCCCUAAGGCUUGAUGACUGGGUGCUAUGUCGAAUCUACAAGAAGAACAACGCGGGACGACACGUUGACAACGAUAAGGAUCAUGAUAUGAUCGACUACAUCUUCAGGAAAAUCCCUUCAGGACUCAACCACAAUGUCUCAAGAUCAAUGAACUUCUUUCCGGGAAGAUUCUCCAGUGGUUACGGGAUGUUCUCCGACAAUGAUCCCGGUUUGUACGACGGAAGCGGCAUGAUGUGCAGCAGCGGAACCGAUGCAGUCAAUCUCAAUGUCUGUAAUGGUAAUCCCAUUGCCGACGUUGUUGGUAACGGUUUGAACCCUGUAUCUUCCUCUGGACCGAUGAUGAUGAUGAUGGCGAAUCUGAAACGAGCUCUUCCGGUUCCGUAUUGGCCUGUAGGGGAGGAAGGGCAGGAAGUAUCUCCAAGCAAACGGUUUCACGGCGUAGGAGGAGGAGGAGACUGUACGAACAUGUCUUCAUCGAUGGUGGAGGAGCAAGGUGGUGUGUUGGGGGAUGGAUUAUUCAGAGCGACGUCGUACCAACUACCUGGUUUAAAUUGGUACUCUUCUUAAACCGGUCUGGGUUGUAAAAAGUUCUGGUGACAAGUGUCGGAAUUGCUGAGUACGAUUCUUUUCCGAUUGGUGGGGCCAUUUGCAUUAUAUAAUUUGAGAUUUGUGUAUAUGUUUUGGGUUAAUUAAUUGGGGCAUAGGGGUUAGAGGAAGAGAGUGGCAGAAGUGAGGCAAAAAUCAUAUAGAAACAAAAGAAUAUACAGUUUUCUUUAAUUUAAAUGUUGCAAUGUAAAGAUUACAUAUACCUAGAUGUUUAUAUAUUGAUUGUGUAGAUGCAUA
Brassica napus (rape) is the source of this 1510-nucleotide messenger RNA. RefSeq names its product NAC transcription factor 56. NCBI's taxonomy places the organism in Eukaryota, Viridiplantae, Streptophyta, Magnoliopsida, Brassicales, Brassicaceae. The coding region runs from base 179 to 1234 and encodes 351 amino acids. The transcript has 3 exons. Gene Ontology annotation, molecular function: DNA binding. The record is from RefSeq and is a predicted model, not a curated record. Gene Ontology annotation, biological process: system development; regulation of DNA-templated transcription.